CGCACAACAACGCUACGAUUCGGACGUUUUCAGAAAAUUGUUGUAGAAAGAGCAUCAAGAAAGUAUUUGUAUAUAAAAUCAAGUUAAUUUAAACUUAGACGAAAUAUUUAGUUUGUUUAUUAAUUAAGUAAAGUGAAAAUCUAAAACAAAAUUUGUUGACAAUAUGAUGACCUUACAAUUAAUACCUGAAAACGAAAACCGUUUGAGUAGUUUUGCCACGAGAUAUCUUGGGAUUGAUUUCACAUCAAACAAUGGUAUCAAACCGUGUAAAGUUUCUUUUUCCGCAAAGAAAACACGUGAAGAUAUAAAGAAUUUACAAAAAGAAUUACGAAGUAAAUUGAAUUUUUUUCAACAAAAUGAGAACUUGAUACUCCAAAAUCCUGAAGACACACAAUAUAAUAUUACCAAACAAUUAUGUGAAAUUAUGAAAUAUUUGGAAAAUCUUAAGAGUUUUCGUAAACAAGAAAGAUACAUUAACACUUAUCCACAUUUUACGACAAAAAUUGAUAAAAUAGAUAUUCAUUUUAUUUAUGUGAAACCGGAUUGUACGGACAAAUAUGUUGUGCCAUUGUUGAUGUUGCACGGAUGGCCUAGCAGCGUAAUAGAAUUUUACAACAUCAUACCGUUACUGACUGCUCAAAGAGAGGCAAGUAAUUUCGUAUUUGAAGUGAUAGUGCCUUCCUUGCCUGGAUUCGGUUUCUCAGGCGUUCCUAAGAAACAAGAUGAUGACUUAACGUGCGAAAGCAUAGGCGACAUUUUAAUUAAACUUAUGAAAAAGCUUAACCGGAAUCAGUUUUACAUUCAUUGCGACGACUGGAGCUCCCUUAUCGCCGCCACGAUGGCGAUGAAUCAUCCGGAGAAUAUACUGGGUGUGCAUUAUGUUCUGUGCCACGUUACACAUUGGCUUAGUCUGUCUGAGUAUCUAUUAGAAACAAUCAACCGCCGCAAUGCACUGGAAAAAGAUUCUAUACAGUUGACACACAAAUACGAUAAAAUAUCUCCUUCGACAUCCAUAAACACACUUUUACUUAGUCUGAUGAAUUCACCUGUCAGCUUACUAGCUUACAUGCUCGACAAAUUAUUGAAUGGCUCAAGAAAUCCUCAUAAAGUUUCAAUAUUAAAAUACGGGUACUCUGCCUUCUUUAGUAAUAUUCUGAUGCAUUGCCCAACGAAUAAUAUAUGUAACAGUUUACAAGCAUAUUACAGAUAUCACAAAUUUAAUUAUUACAUGGAUCUUAUUGUAACGAAAGACAUUUUCACGGCAGUUACGUUCAUCCUUCCGGAAGAACUAAAAACAAUCGAGGAAAAUAUCGUGGAAAAAGAGAACAAAACUUUCUCCUUCAUUUAUAAAUUUACAAGUCGUUUCCCAGCGUGUGAAGACAGCAUGGAGAUGGCGAGUGCUAUUGUCGAUCACUUUAAGAAACAUUUAGUUGUCGGACAAGCCAAUCAGGAAUAAAAAAGUACUUUUGAAAAAUGACUAAAAUGUGUGUGUGUGUGUGAAAAAUGCGACAUAAAUAAAGGAAUGUUUUUGACAAUGUUCAAAUAAUCUCAUGCUAAUAGUAAACAUACAUACAAAUACAAAUGCAUAUUAACGUAUGCAUAU
Molecule: messenger RNA, 1603 nt
Organism: Pseudomyrmex gracilis
Lineage: Eukaryota; Metazoa; Arthropoda; Insecta; Hymenoptera; Formicidae
Product: juvenile hormone epoxide hydrolase 2-like
Exons: 6
Coding region: 164-1456 (430 amino acids)
Biological process (GO): epoxide metabolic process
Molecular function (GO): epoxide hydrolase activity
Source: RefSeq, a predicted model, not a curated record